Lineus longissimus is the source of this 2466-nucleotide messenger RNA. RefSeq names its product leucine-rich repeat-containing protein 74A-like. Bases 1 to 2118 code for a protein of 705 amino acids. Gene Ontology annotation, molecular function: calcium ion binding; protein binding. NCBI's taxonomy places the organism in Eukaryota, Metazoa, Nemertea, Pilidiophora, Heteronemertea, Lineidae. The record is from RefSeq and is a predicted model, not a curated record. The transcript is spliced from 12 exons.
AUGUUUGCAGGGACGAUGACCACACUAAAGGUUCUCCCUCAUCGACGUUCCAUACCACGUCUGUACGUCAGAACCCCUGUCCAGCGCAGGCAUGACGUCAUCAUCCCAAGAAUUGGGCACAGAAGCUCGAAAAUUGUACGAUUUGACGACAUUGAUGAUGCAAUGAGCGACUGCAGUCGUGUCAGUGUAUCGUCGAGCUUCACCGACCAUGCGUUUGAUCCGGAUGAUGACUAUGACUUCGACGCUGACGAUGACCUACUUGCUUCAAUGAACGAACCUAACAAGACGCUUCCAAUAUGCGAGCAUCUCUACCUGGCUGCCUGCAGGAAAUACCGCAUCAUUCCUGUCCAAAAGUUCUACCAGCAGCUGUCGUGUUCAAGGAUUUGUCUUAGCAACACUCCUCUUGGGGAGGUGGGGGCGAGGGCAAUUGCUGUUGCUUUUGUUAGAAACCAUGACGUCGUGACAUUAGAACUCAGUGGAGAUGACAUUGGUCCGGUUGGUGCGCAGCAUCUUGCAGAAGUCCUGCUUGAAAAUGUUAGCAUUGCAAGCUUAGACUUAUCAGACAAUAAAUUUGGUACUGAAGGGGCUAUCGCUAUGGCUGGUUUGCUUAAAAAGAAUCGUAAUCUCACCAAAGUGAAAUUAGCCGGGAAUAACUUCUGUGAAGAUGAUGCUGUCCAUUUUUCAGAUGCACUUAUUGAAAAUAACACAUUGGAAGAACUUGAUCUCAGCUACAAUAACUUGAGCACGCGAGGUGGAAUGGUGUUAAAGAAUGCAUUGGGUGAAAACUGCACCCUUCAAGUAUUGAAUCUCCGAUGGAACCAUUUGAGGAAGCAUGGGGCAUUAGGCAUCGCCGAUGGUCUCAAGUUCAAUGUUGGCCUCCGUAAACUUGACAUCUCAUGGAAUGGAUUCGGUGUUGAAGGGUGCCACUACCUUUCUCAAGCGCUGAAAGUCAAUAGGACACUGAAGGAGUUGGACGUGUCUGCCAACAGAAUAGGAAUGUUGGCAGUUAAACUCCUCCUGAAGGGAUUGACGAAAAGUGACUCUCUUGAAACAUUAAAGAUUGGAACGAAUCCGUUGACCACUGAUGCUGCCAUCUAUGUUCUCCAAGCUUUAGAUAAGGCAGAGGAAAGCAUAUUGACCACACUUGAUCUAACGAAUAUUCAAGUUGAUGGAGUUUUUCUCCAUAUCCUGGGAAAAAUAAAGGAAAAGCGAACAUUCUCCGUGACACACGGAAUGGUCAUGCGACAGGACGAAAUAAAGAAGGUGUCUAAAGAUGACGUUUUUGAUGAAGAUGAUCCACUAAGUGUGCUGUUUGAGUUCAUGAGGCAGAAGAAUUUACGACUCAAGGAUUUGUUUGGUGUUUUUGAUAAAAAUGGAAGCGACUCCAUCACCAAGGCUGAGUUUAGGAACGGAUUCAAGAAAUUUAACAUACCUCUGAGUCGACGAAGUUUGGAGCAGCUGAUGACCCAACUGGACAAAGAUGGCGAUGGGUCGGUGGACUUUUGUGAGCUGUCGGAAGGACAGCGAGAAAAUAAUCGGAAAAGGUUAAUGCAGAGAAUGAAGAGGAAGAAAAGAGGAAGCAAGCAAAAAGAUCCACAGGAGGCUCUUAGGCUAAAGGUGCAAUUCUACUUGGCAUCAAAGGACAGAAAGGACAAAGAAGAAAAGAAAAGGUUGGCUGAGGUGAAGGCAAAAGAAAAGCUUGAAAGAGAGGCUCAGGCAAGUUUAACAAAGUCGUUGGAUACGGAAACGCUGCAGAUUGCGAAAGUAUACAGAGAUAUACCAUCGGAAGGCAUAGCUGGUACGGCGGCUAGCAUUGCAUGGGUCGAACCUGAAUCGACCAUGGGAAAUUUAAAGGUUAAAAGCGAAGAACAACUGGCAGCAUUGCUAUGCAAUAACAAACGAUUUGAGAAUUGCCUUCCCAGCACAAUAUCAGACAAUCAAACAGCGAAGCCAAUAGAUGAACAGGUUAUUGUAACGCAGGAGAUGCCAAAGCUACUUGAUGUACCUGAUACAGUUGGUCAUAAAAAGCAUGUGACGUUUAAAUUGACGGAUUCAUCCACCUUUCCUAACAAAAGUGGUCAUCUUAAAACGAAAAAGAAGAAAAAGAGAGUAUUAUAGUGCAACAAUUUCAUUACAUUUUGAUCCGUCUAGGACCAUAUCGAAUCUUUCUAUCGAAAAAGGUCCGGUGGUGUGGGUCAGAUUUACUUGAAACCAGCCCUUCUGUCCCCGGCUACAUUGCUCAAACUUCACUGCUCCUGUACUCCAUGCGUAACAAUAAACAUGUACAUGCAUUUGUCCCGAGGAGAAAUCUAAUGAUAUUAAGUUACGACUACGCAAACGUGUUUUGGAGAUAAAGUCAGGACGAACACAUCAUACAUAAUUGACAAACCAGCAUGUGCUAUCUAACGCGUCUAAGGACAUCGAGAACACACAAGAUGUAAAAAUAAACCAAUGUGUUUUGGAAUA